AUGAAGCUCGGAGUCCAAUUCUAUCCGAUUUUCAUUCUGGAAUGGGCGGCCUUGCCGAUCACGGCCAGCCUGCCUCUGGCCAAGGAUAUUAAUAUGGCUGCUCCCAGCCAUCCAAAGUACCGAUUACCCGACUUGAACGAGAGCCUACAAGACGAUGAACAAUUGACGGACCAAGCUUCUUGUUUUCUUGACACUCGACCUUCGCCUGUCCAAAUACCAACCACACAUCUCGGCUCAGAACACGGACAAGCCUCCUCGCAGUUCUCCGCUAGUACCAUCCAGGCCGAAGCCAUCAAUAUGUCCAUCAGAACUUUUCAAGCUGGCUUCCUUGAACACCGACCCCCAUCUACCCCCGUACCAGAGGGAACUCAAGCUGGCUCCAAGGAGAAGGCAGUUCUGUCUGAGCCGUGGAAAUACAAUCCUGCAGCAGAGGCUCCUUCGAUGAAGAGGUUAAAAAGACUUGAUGGAAAACAGACAACAGGAAGCCGGGAAGAGCCCAAGAAAGCUUUGCGUAUGCUGCUUCCAAAACCAGAUUUUGGAGCGAAGGAGGCCCCAGUGUUCUCGCGUUUUCCUGCCACCAUCCAAACAUAUCCGAUCCCUUCGACUUCAAGUAACUUUUUCCAAUCAGCCCCCCUCAAACGAAAAAAGAAUCUGAAUCCAGCAGUUGAUCAGGCACAGCAUUCUAGCUUCAUUCAGGAGAAGUUUGAAGGAAAUAUUUCUGGUUCUGAAGCGAAGCGACUGCAACAGCCCAGGAUUCUCCCGGAGAAGAAGAAGGUAUACCAUCCCCGGAAGAUCGCACCAGAGGCCACGUCAUCCAAGUCCAAGCGAUUGCAAUCAAACGUUGAUGGACAGACGAAACGGAAAAGAGGGCGCCCCAAAAAGCAAGCUUCAGCGCUUGAUGAUAGUGACCAGAUAGCCGUAGAGAAGCAGAAGAGGAUUCGGGACGAUGAUGAGUUAUUCGACCUUCACGAUUGGAAUUUUAUCAGGGAAACUGGCCAGUCAGAACUCGAGAAGAAUGAAGCCGUCCAUAUCAAUCCACAGACCGGGUUCCCCAAAGGUUCUCAGCCCAACAGAGUCCUGCAAACCUUGCGAGACGCAAUCAGCUUCCAGUUCAAACCCGGGGAGUUUUAUAUUCCGUUGAACCAUGAGAACCAGUUUUUUUCCAAGUGGAGAACCUGGAUCCGAAAUGAGUUUGUGUUCCCCAAACGAUACAGUGAUCAUUUUAUCAGGAAAGGCUUAUUUUGGACGAUGUAUGAUAAGAUCAACAGCCAAGUCAAAUUCGAUGGUUAUCCGAUCUACUCCAAUGGGAUCAUCGGACUGGUCAGUUCGAAUAUUGAGAGAUUCUCCCAAACUUCCCGGAAUCCAUUACCAAGAGAAAGGAUCGAAGCGAUCAUCAACAUUGUAGGGGAGUCGACGAAGGCAGCAACGCUUCUGAUCCUGGUGUACCUUUCGAUCUUCCGAGAAAUCAAAGGAGGUAUCGUAAGAAGCGAUACGAUUGAAGAGAUCUUGACGACCCUUGCGGAAGUUUGGAGGUCUGUAGGAGAUGAGAACCCAUGGAAAUUUAUUCAAGAGUUCGAAUGGGCCAGUGGUCUGCUUGAACUGUUGAGCACCGGCAAGACCUACGACAAUUCGACCUACAAAGGAUCCUCGGCCAAGGUGAUGAACUACAGGGUGGCCUGGGACCUCGUAGAAUAUUGGACAAAGAGGACGACGCGGGUGGGCAAGGAUGGGGUGACGAAGAAGAAGAGAUACUUCAGUCGUCAUGUGAUGGAGCUGAUUAAUAAGAUGGUCUUUUACUUGAACCACGAUACAAUCAUCAAGAGGGUUGAAGCCUACAAACAAAGAAGAGAGAAGAAAUUGGCCAGCGGAUUAUCAUGA
Molecule: messenger RNA, 1878 nt
Organism: Puccinia graminis f. sp. tritici CRL 75-36-700-3
Lineage: Eukaryota; Fungi; Basidiomycota; Pucciniomycetes; Pucciniales; Pucciniaceae
Exons: 1
Coding region: 1-1878 (625 amino acids)
Source: RefSeq, a predicted model, not a curated record